Messenger RNA from Ophidiomyces ophidiicola, 1302 nucleotides. RefSeq lists its product as uncharacterized. The transcript has a single exon. The record is from RefSeq and is a predicted model, not a curated record. The coding region runs from base 1 to 1302 and encodes 433 amino acids. NCBI's taxonomy places the organism in Eukaryota, Fungi, Ascomycota, Eurotiomycetes, Onygenales, Onygenaceae.
AUGCCCUUCGAACCCCCUCGAUCCCUCUUGACGCCGUUUCCGGAGCCUCUUCCGCUCUAUACUCCGCGUCAGUCGGCCCCAAACGAGUGGGAAACCGCCUCCGUCCGUUCGGAUGCUCCCUCGUACGUCUCCGCAGCACCCUCAUACCAUUCCUCUGCGCCGCCGCAUCACUUGAGAGCCUGUGAUCUUGUCCCAGAGCCGGAAAACAGUAGGCCGAGGGGAGAUAUUUUAUCAGAGCCGUCGUCCUCUUCAUCUGGUCCUUCACAUCAGACUGGACUACCCUCCCCCCAGAGAUAUGCUCCUGGUUUCGAGAGCAGAGGUGGGGAUCUGUCACAUACCAAUAUUCGAUCGCUGUAUAGCAUUGCCGAAUGGGUUCCUGUUACUGGAGGUCUCCAAGCCCGCCAUUAUCAGAAUGUUGCUAAGAGGCGGGUUACGAACCUGACGAGAUCUGGCUUACCCGCCCUGACGCUGGCCCCUCCAGAGCCAACGCACGUUUCGCGAUACGAGAACACAAGUACUCCCGAUGGACUUUCAAGGCGCUUUACCACCCCAGCCUUGGGUGUUGGUAGCUCAAGCGCGUUUGGCGAAAGUCAUAAUUUGUCUUCUUCCAGCCUGAUAAACGGUCCUAACCCAAGACCUGUCUCACCUCCAGUCGCUGCCGGGAGCAGUACUUCGGUGGAUUACCAUCCAGGCGCCCAAUCCGUCGAAAACCUUCCAUUCUCCCCCCUCGAAGACCCAGACCUGGUUGGAGAAGCCGCCGCGGCGAGAUUUCGUUCCCAGCGCAUCUACCGAGUGCUGCAGCAGGAAGAAAACUCCUUGCAGGAGAGUCAACCCUCGGGCUCAAACUCUCGACACCAGGAGCUCAGGCAGGCCGCCCACGUGUACCAAUACAGCUCAUUGAUCACGGACGCAGACAACCCGCGCGUUCACCAGCGGCCAUCCACGGCGCCUGAUUUGUCCACCGAGACCACCGAUGCAGACGAGCCCGGGCCAUCGUACCAUGUCGCGCGCACACGCCAGCGGUCCAACACCGUGGACGACUACGACGAGUGGCUCCGCGCUCAAGAAUCAAGAACGUGGGACUGUAUGAUGGAGCAGAUGGCGGAGUGGGAGGCGCGGCAGCGCAGCUGGAAGAAGUUCAAGGACGAAGUGGACAAAAGAUUGAAUUCUAGCCUUAAGAAGGGAAUGGGUUGGGGCGCCUGGUCGUCUUCGUCCAGCGACGGGAAGAGGAAGUUGAAGAAGGAGUUUGGUAGCCAUCCGAGAAUGAAGAAGUGGAAGAAUAAGGUCGGCUUGGCGGGUUGA